This is a messenger RNA of Lactuca sativa (garden lettuce), 960 nucleotides long. NCBI's taxonomy places the organism in Eukaryota, Viridiplantae, Streptophyta, Magnoliopsida, Asterales, Asteraceae. The record is from RefSeq and is a predicted model, not a curated record.
AUGAGCUUGCCUCAAGGGUAUCAUACUAAAGGUGAUACUAGAGUGUGUAAAUUGGUUAAAUCUUUAUAUGGGUUAAAGCAAGCUCCUAGAAAAUGGAAUGAAAAGUUGUGUUUUGAAUUGUUUAGUUUUGGCUUUGUUCAAAGUAUAAAUGAUUACUCCUUGUUUAUUAAACAAAACAGUAAUUCAAUUGUUGUAUUGUUGGUUUAUGUGGAUGAUAUUAUUCUAACAGGAAGUGAUGAAAUUGAGGUUCAAAAUGUUAAAUCUUUUCUUAACUCAAAGUUUUUGAUUAAAGAUUUGGGAAAAUUGAAUUACUUUCUUGGAAUUGAAGUAGUAGAUACUAAUAAAGGAAUAUGUUUAAAUCAAAGAAAAUAUUGUCUUGAAUUGUUACAUGAGUUUGGUAUGUUAGGCUGUAAGCCUGCUUCAACUCCUUUGGAAGCAAAUUUUGUUCCUAAAAGGAGUAGUGUUAGUAGUGAUCCUUUACUUGAAAACAUUACUGAAUUUCAGAAAUUAGUUGGAAAACUUAUAUAUUUGACUAUUACAAGACCAGAUAUAUCUUAUUGUGUUCAAAUUCUUAGUCAGUUUAUGCAUAAACCACAUAAGUCACAUUUAAACAUAGCUUUUAGAUUACUUAGAUAUUUAAAAAAUUGUCCUGGUCGUGGUAUUUCUAUUGUAAAAUCUGGGAGUUGUGACUUAGUGGGUUAUGUAGAUGCUGAUUGGGCUAAGUGUCUUAAUUCAAGAAAAUCAGUCACUGGAUAUUUGGUUUACUUUGGAAAUUCACUGAUUUCCUGGAAAAGUGAAAAACAAGCUACUGUAUCUAGGUCUUCAACAGAAUCAGAAUACAGAGCUUUAGGUUCUAUUACAUGUGAAAUUAUUUGGGUUUUAAAACUGUUGUUUGAUUUAGGAAUCAAAAGUUCAUUACCUGUUUCAGUUUUUGUGAUAGUGAAUCUGCUAUUAAAUUAG